AUGGAGGCCGCUGCGGAGAAGGAUGCUCAGACCCAGCUCGCGGCCACGCCUGAGCUGUCCGCGGCACUGUUUGGUACAGCUGGUGUCUCGUUCCAUGUGGCUGCAUGGUUGAAAAAGAUCUUUGGCGAACAUCCCAUUCCACGAUACGAAGUGAACCCACGGACGACAGAAAUUUUGUAUCACCUUUCAGAACGCAACAGGGUUCGGGACAGAGAUAUCUGUUUGGUGAUAGAGGACUUGAAACAGAAAGCAAGUGAAUAUGAAUCAGAAGCCAAGCAUCUGCAAGAUUUUCUCAUGGAGAGUGUGAACUUUUCCCCUGCCAAUCUGUCUAACACUGGUUCCAGAUAUCUGAACGCUUUUGUUGACAGUGCACUGACCCUGGAAACGAAGAAUACUUCACUGGCAAGCCUCAUGCCUGCAGUGAAUGACUUGACUUCCGAUCUUUUUCGUACCAAAUCCAACAGUGAAGAAAUCAAGCUCGAGUUGGGAAAACUUGAAAAAAAUCUGACUGCAGCAUUAGUAUUAGAAAAAUGUCUACGAGAAGAUCUCAAGAAAGCAGAGCUGCAUCUGUCUGCUGAAAAGGCCAAAGCUGACAACCGUCUUCAGAACAAGGACUUCCUAAAAGCAAAGUCAGAGGAGUUCCGAUUCGGAAUCAAAGCUGUGGAGGAGCAGCUCUCAGCUAGAGGCAUGGAUGCUUCUCUUUCUCAUCAGUCACUAGUGGCCCUCUCAGAGAAACUGGCAGAGCUAAAACAACAGACAAUACCUCUGAAGAAAAAAUUGGAAUCUUACUUAGAUUUAAUGCCUAAUCCAUCUCUUGCUCAAGUGAAAAUUGAAGAAGCAAAGAGAGAAUUGGAUGCCAUUGAUGCUGAACUUACCAAGAAAGUAAACAUGAUGGAACUGUGACUAGAACCAAAGCACACCCUGUUCCCUAACAGAAAACUGAGUAGGACUUUAAAUAUUUUUUGUUUUGUUUCAUUUUGAGGCAGUGUCUCACUGUAGUCCACACUGACAUGGA
Messenger RNA from Jaculus jaculus (lesser Egyptian jerboa), 1015 nucleotides. Its product is annotated as HAUS augmin-like complex subunit 1. The transcript is spliced from 2 exons. Lineage: Eukaryota; Metazoa; Chordata; Mammalia; Rodentia; Dipodidae. Gene Ontology annotation, biological process: spindle assembly; centrosome cycle. The record is from RefSeq and is a predicted model, not a curated record. The coding region runs from base 1 to 903 and encodes 300 amino acids. Gene Ontology annotation, cellular component: cytosol; HAUS complex.